Triticum dicoccoides is the source of this 1133-nucleotide messenger RNA. Its product is annotated as transmembrane emp24 domain-containing protein p24beta3-like. The transcript has 4 exons. Bases 172 to 813 code for a protein of 213 amino acids. Lineage: Eukaryota; Viridiplantae; Streptophyta; Magnoliopsida; Poales; Poaceae. The record is from RefSeq and is a predicted model, not a curated record.
CCCGUCUGCAAUCUCGCCCUCGUGACCUCCGUCUCGCGUGCCCUCCCCUCCCUCCCCUCCCCCGUCGUGCGCGACCGGAGCUCGCCGCCCACCACCCCUGAAUCCCAGCCCUAGACCAGCGGGUCUGCUGAUUCUGGUGCGAGCGUUGGAUCAGCUACCCACCGGCGGGCCAUGGCGAGGUGGCGGCCGGCUAUGCUGCUGGUAGCGGCGCUGGCGCUGGCGGCGGCCGCCGGGUGGCGGGCGGAGGCGCUCUCGGUGACCGUGACGGACACCGAGUGCAUCCACGAGUUCGUGCCCUACGAGGGCGACUCCGUCUCGGGCAACUUCGUCGUCGUCGACCACGACAUCUUCUGGAGCUCCGACCACCCCGGCAUCGACCUCACGGUAACUUCACCAGGUGGUAACACUGUAUAUACGAUGAAGGGAAAGUCUGGUGACAAAUUUGACUUCAAAGCUCCAAGGGGUGGAAUGUAUAAGUUUUGCUUCCAUAAUCCAUAUGGGGCACCUGAAACUGUUUCUUUCUACAUUCAUGUUGGGCACAUACCCAAUGAGCACAAUUUGGCGAAAGAUGAGCACUUGGACCCUAUCAAUGUGAAAAUUGCAGAGCUGAAGGAAGCACUGGAAUCUGUCACUGCCGAGCAGAAGUACCUAAAAGCACGUGACGCUCGUCACCGACACACAAACGAGAGCACCAGGAGGCGUGUCAUGUUCUACACUAUGGCGGAGUAUGCGGCUUUCAUGGCCGCCAGUGCGUUGCAAGUCGUUUACAUCCGCCGCCUGUUCAGUAAAAACGUGGGGUACAACAGGGUCUAGGGCACCGUCUACUUCAAGGCAUGGCAGCAGCAGGUGGCUCCAACAGGGAAUGUUUUCUGUCAUAUUGUAGCUUUUCACCCCUUUUUCUUGGUGUUAGUCUAAAAAUACUCUUUAAUUUAUAUCACCAUGUACCUUUAGCAGCAACUAUCGUGAAAUGUGAAGGGCACUUGUGGGACAUAGAUACAUAAUUAAUCCUCAGAGUCUUCAUCAUAUUGAAAGGGGAAAAAAGGGUGUCGAGAGUAUCGAUGAUGUGCUAUGAAGUUUGUAAAUCCUGGUACAAAGUUCUUGUUCUCUCUUUUAUUCUAUCACGUCUUGGUCCA